AUGGUAGAGUUUGCCAUUAACAACUCGGUGCAUGCGUCCACGACACAUACACCGUUUUACGUGAAUGGCUUGCGCCAUCCGCGUGUACCCACCUUACUCGAGUGUAACUCUGGUUUAAGGGGGGGAGGGACUCGCGCGAGCAAAAACCGAUUUGGUUCACGCUCAUCACGCUCUGACGAAGAGGUCAUUGCGUUUGAUGCCAAUAUCGAUAUCGAAGAAGAUGAUGCCAGUGAGAGUGCGGAAGCCCUCACUGAAGAAAAGAUUGAUGUUGCUGCAGUGCGCUCACAGCGCACUGAAGCUAACGAGUCAUCAGAUGAGUUCAUACUGGCUCGUGAAACGGUAGUCCGUUUUGUGCAAGACUCCAUUGCCGAAGCGGUGGAUAAGCAAAAGCAAAACGCUGACAAGAAUGGAAGGGCAAACACUCUUUUAUUUAAUAAAGGUGACUCAGUCCUACUGUCUACGGUUAAUCUACCAAAACAUGUAGUGACUGACUUGGGUAGCAGUAAACUACUACCCAAGUACACUGGCCCAUUUUGGGUAUUGCACCGCCUAGGCAAUGCAUACACGAUCGAGUUGCCACGUAAGAUGCGAACGCAUCCCACGUUUUAUGUUGGUCGGCUUAAGCCGUACCAUCAGUACGCUGCUUCUUCCGAUGAAGAACGCCCUUGCGCUCAAGCAUCUCGCAGAGAGCCUUGUGCUCCCGAUGGUGGGCAUCGACAAGGGUCUGAAGAGCAGCUAUCUCAGCCCGAGACCGCUCAACAUCCCCACGAGCUAUCCUUAGCUCGUCACGGAGAGAUGUCAGAGCUCUCUCGUUCUCAAGAUGAGCAAAGGCAAACUCAGCUCGAUGCUUCGAGACAGUGUCCGCCAUUUGGAGACGCCUGUCCCGCUCAUGUUCGAGAUCGUUGCGUAGCCCUUGCGUUACGCGAUCAAAGAAGCUCUCGGGAACACACCGAUCCACAGGAUCGUGUGGAGAGCGUCUUUCCUCCUCCUCCACCUCCAUUAGAGGACUCUCGCGGUGGCCAGCGCUAUCUAGUUGAGCAGCUGUUGAACCACCGCGACGUGAACGGACGUCGGACGAGUUAUCUCGUCCGGUGGCGCGGCUAUCCCCCGUCCUGGGAUUCUUGGGAGCCCCGCUCCCAACUGAUGGUUGACGUACUGGGUCUGGCUGAGCAGUACGACGCGGCACAUCCUGUGCCGCAGAAGGACCGCCGGAGAAAGUCUUCCCGGCACGGUCGUAAAGGGAUUUCAGGUUGUCAAUCCCUUCGUAAAUCUCAGCAGAGAUACGUACGCGCCACCACGGGCUGGUAA
Peronospora matthiolae is the source of this 1308-nucleotide messenger RNA. The record is from the annotation of a GenBank genome assembly. NCBI's taxonomy places the organism in Eukaryota, Oomycota, Peronosporomycetes, Peronosporales, Peronosporaceae.